Molecule: messenger RNA, 5665 nt
Organism: Balaenoptera acutorostrata (minke whale)
Lineage: Eukaryota; Metazoa; Chordata; Mammalia; Artiodactyla; Balaenopteridae
Gene: ENAH
Product: ENAH actin regulator
Exons: 16
Coding region: 202-2685 (827 amino acids)
Biological process (GO): actin polymerization or depolymerization; axon guidance; actin polymerization-dependent cell motility
Molecular function (GO): SH3 domain binding; profilin binding
Source: RefSeq, a predicted model, not a curated record
UCCCCGCUCCCGCUUUGUCCCUUCUCAUUUCUCUUUCUUUCUUGUAAUCCUCCCCAAUCCUCUUAUGGGGGGGGGGGUCCUCUUUUCGACGUUGUCCCGUUUUUCCUCAAAUGCUCCUCUUUCGCCCAGGAUUUCCCUUCCUAAAUUUAAUUUGCUCCUGGCUCCCUCCCCCCACCAGCCUUUGCAAGCCAGACCUGGGAGAUGGGGAGGGGUUCGAGAAUCGAAGCGUGCAUGUUGCUGGGAAACAGUGAACAGAGUAUCUGUCAGGCAAGAGCUGCUGUGAUGGUUUACGAUGAUGCCAAUAAAAAGUGGGUGCCAGCUGGUGGUUCAACCGGGUUCAGCAGAGUUCAUAUAUAUCAUCAUACAGGCAACAACACAUUCAGAGUGGUGGGCAGGAAGAUUCAGGACCAUCAGGUCGUGAUAAAUUGUGCCAUUCCUAAAGGGUUGAAGUACAAUCAAGCUACACAGACCUUCCACCAAUGGCGGGAUGCUAGACAGGUGUAUGGUCUUAACUUUGGCAGCAAAGAAGAUGCCAAUGUCUUCGCAAGUGCCAUGAUGCAUGCCUUAGAAGUGUUGAAUUCACAGGAAACAGCCCAGAGCAAAGUUACUGCUACCCAGGACAGCACUAAUUUGCGAUGUAUUUUCUGUGGGCCGACAUUGCCUAGACAAAAUUCACAACUACCUGCCCAAGUUCAGAAUGGCCCAUCACAAGAAGAAUUGGAAAUUCAAAGAAGGCAACUACAAGAACAGCAACGACAAAAGGAGCUGGAGCGGGAAAGGCUGGAGAGAGAAAGAAUGGAAAGGGAGAGAUUGGAGAGGGAGAGGUUAGAAAGGGAAAGGCUGGAGAGGGAACGACUAGAACAGGAGCAGCUGGAGAGAGAGAGACAAGAAAGGGAACGUCAGGAUCGUCUGGAGCGGGAGAGACAAGAGCGGGAGAGGCUGGAGAGACUGGACCGGGAGAGGCAAGAAAGAGAGCGGCAAGAGCAGCUAGAAAGGGAGCAGCUGGAAUGGGAGCGAGAGCGAAGAAUGCCAAAUGCCGCUCCAUCCUCCGACAGCUCCCUGUUUCAUGUUCCACUUCCUGAGUGUGCCAGUUGCCAGCCUCCUUCAGCACCUCCUCCAUCAUAUGCUAAAGUCAUCUCAGCUCCAGUGUCAGAGGCCACUCCUGAUUACGCUGUAGUGACCGCUUUGCCACCCACUUCCACACCCCCUACACCACCUCUUCGACACUCCGCGACACGUUUUGCAACAUCUCUAGGUUCAGCCUUCCACCCUGUUCUUCCCCAUUACGCUACAGUUCCUCGUCCUCUGAACAAAAACUCUCGACCUUCUUCUCCUGUGAACACACCCUCUCCUCAACCUCCAGCUACGAAGCCCUGUGCCUGGUCUACUUCCAGUUUCUCGCCCCUCCCUCCGUCUCCUCCAGUAAUGAUUAGCAGCCCCCCAGGCAGAGCUACUGGUCCAAGGCCCGUCCUCCCCGGUUGCGUUUCUUCUCCUGUGCCCCAGAGGCCUCCAUCACCAGCGGCCCCCAGCGGGCUGCUCGACUCUGUCACGUGUCCAGUGUCUCCACCGCCUACCUCAGGGCCAGCAGCGCUGCCACCGCCUUCCCUCGCACCACUCUCACACUGUGGAUCUCAAGCCUCUCCUCCUCCAAGCACCCCUGUUGCCUCAACUCCCUCAUCCAAGCCUAGUGUUCUCCCUUCUCCCUCUGCAGCUGCCCCUGCCUCUGUGGAGACUCCUCUAACCCCUGUGCUGGGAGACUCCUCUGCUUCUGAGCCAGGCUCGCAGGCAGCCUCUCAGCCGGCCGAGACUCCAGCCCAGCAGGGCAUUGUCUUGGGACCACCUGCACCUCCACCCCCUCCUCCACUCCCACCAGGUCCUGCCCAGGCAUCAGCCAUACUUCCUCCUCCCCCAGGACCCCCUCCACCCCCUCCACUUCCGUCCUCAGGGCCCCCGCCUCCACCUCCUCCACCACCUCUUCCCAAUCAAGUGCCCCCUCCUCCCCCGCCACCUCCUGCUCCUCCCCUCCCUGCAUCUGGAUUUUUUUCGGGAUCCAUGUCUGAAGACAAUCGCCCUUUAACUGGACUUGCAGCUGCAAUUGCUGGAGCAAAACUUAGAAAAGUGUCACGGAUGGAGGAUGCCUCUUUCCCAAGCGGAGGGAAUACCAUUGGUGUGAAUGCGGCCUCAUCUAAAACAGAUACGGGUCGUGGAAAUGGACCCCUUCCGUUAGGGGGCAGUGGUUUAAUGGAAGAAAUGAGUGCCCUGCUGGCCAGGAGGAGAAGAAUUGCUGAAAAGGGAUCAACAAUAGAAACAGAACAAAAAGAGGACAAAAAUGAAGAUUCAGAGCCUGUAAGUUCUAAGGCCUCUUCAACAAGUACACCUGAACCGACAAGAAAACCUUGGGAAAGAGCAAGUACUAUGAAUGGCAGCAAGUCACCUGUUAUUUCCAGACGGGAUUCUCCAAGGAAAAAUCAGAUUGUUUUUGACAGCAGGUCCUAUGAUUCAUUACACAGACCAAAAUCUGCACCCUCGUCACAGCCCAGUGCCAACGGAGUCCAGACGGAGGGACUGGAUUAUGACAGGCUGAAGCAGGACAUUUUAGAUGAAAUGAGAAAAGAAUUAACUAAGCUAAAAGAAGAGCUCAUUGAUGCAAUCAGGCAGGAACUGAGCAAGUCAAAUACUGCAUAGAGAAUCAAACUAAGGAGAGAUAGGACUUUAAUCUGGAGAAAGGAAAAGAAAAAAAAACCUACAAAGAAGAACUGUGUUAACAACAAAACCCUUACUUACAUCUUGUGAGCUGUAAGAAGAAAAUGGAGACAAACAGUCGGAAGGAGGGAAAAACCAACAUACUUUGAAAGCCUUCAGACAUUACUACUCUGGCGAUAAGCUGUUUCCCUCAGUUUUCUGCUUUUCUCUGACCUUUACAACGGGAUGGAGGAGAGUCAUAUAGGAGUUCCUGUAUCAGUUAUGCAGAAAAUACUGAAUCCAUCAGGCAAGAUCACCGUGCAUUGAAAUACUUUCAUGUCAAGAGAAAAUCGCACGUUUUCCACAAUCCAUUGCUAAAAUAAAGAGGAAAAAGGCUUGAGAAUUUUUUUUCAGAGAAUGGUGAUGAGGAAUUUAGCAAGUUAUGCUAUUGUAUUGUAAAUGUUUCUCUCAGGUUUGUCUUCCUAUCAUAUUUGAUAUUCCGUGAAUAAUUGAGUUCAGCCCUAUGUAGGUUAAGAUCAUAAAAUGUGGAACAAAUGAAAUUAUAUGUGCUUUCAAAGGGUGAUAUUUAUAAGAAAGUGUCCUAAAAAUGAUUUGUUCGGAGUGAGGAAUUUUAGAAUGAUAGGAAGUCUCUCGAGUUUAGCCUUCAUGCAAUUUUGUAGAUUCAAACAUAAAAUUUGUCCAGAAUUUAAAGAUUUAGAUGCCUUCCUAAAUUGUUACAAUGCUUUACCAAAUCUGUGACUCCUACAUAACACAAACCAGUGGUCAAAUGUAAAACAGUAUAUUGUAGAUUCACUGUAGGUUUUCAACCUUUUUUAGAUUUAUGCACGUGGACAUUUUUAUAAUGUAAUUACAACCACCACAAAAUUAGCUUUUUAAAUUGCAGACAGUAAUGCAUGUCAAACUAAUAUGUAGUGGCCUUUUCAAGGCCUAGUCCCAGGGAAAACAUUUUGUAGAGUAUAGGGGAGCGGGAGGAAGGGAAGGAAUAAUUUUUUAUUUAAAGUUAAUUUCUGCACUAUCUUCGUUCUCAGUUAUCUGCAUGAAUAAUAAUGAAUAUUUUGUGACUUUAAUUGGUAAAUAUGUUAACAGCACCAAGUACUUAAUCUUUUACAUCAUGUCUUCAGCUAUUUGUAUUUUAACUUGAGUAAGUUCAGUGGUCUGAAACAUGAUUCUGAGCUUCACAUGAAUUACAUCUUAGUGUGGAACUCAAAAGUUCCAUCCCUGAAUUGGGCAGUUGUUAUUACCUAGGCGCCCUGCAGUUAUACAGGUGUCCAGGUACACAUUCCUGACUACAAAGCUGCUUUUGAACCUUGUUAUGUUGAAAUACUAGAAAAGUAACAAUGAUGGCAGGCAGCAAUUAAGGUCACAGAAAUCAUUAGAUAAAGGGAAAACAACGAGGGGGGGUCCUGCAUAAUUUUCUUUUAAUAAAUAAAGUGAGACUUAGGUGGUGGGAAGAAGGAACUAGAUACUCUACUUACCACCGUGUGCGUGCGUGUGUGCGUGUUUGUGUGGGCACUCACGUGUGUGUAUGUUAUCCACUCCCUUUUCUUUGAAACUUCUAAGAUUAAAAUAGGGGAGAAAUCCUGUAUGUUGCAAUGAUAGAAUUUUUUGAAAUUUUAGGAAAUCACAAUUCUCCAGGCUCUCCAUCUUGAUUUAUGCUUGAGUUGUUAUGUGCCAUAUUUGCUUUGAAACCUUUGAUUAUCAGUAGUUUUACUAAAAUUUUGAAGAAAUAAUCCACUUUCAUCUGCUUUCUAGAUUUCUUAAUCUAAGUUCAUAAGACGGAACUUGUUGAUAGCAUAGUUUUCUAAGCGCCGCAAGUUUGCAGCCAUUACCACUUCAAAGAGGUUUGAAUGAGGGAAUUUUUUUCCCUUGUUAAAAUAGUUCCUGUUUCUGUAGAAACUUCAUUUUUAGAUCUGUGAUGGAUGAGCUAUCAUAAUUCAAGUAUACAGUUCUUUUUUUCUAUCAACUCUUCAUUGUCAUCCAAUAGUGAAGACAUUAAAGAUGCAGCAAGCUUAUGAAGUACUACUUUCUAAAAGAAAUAGGAGGCAUUUUCAUCUUUAUUGUUGUACUUUUGGUUGUGCAAACACUUUGAUGAUACAAAUGUUUAUGUCCCCCAUAAAUCUGGUCAGAAAUCACUUUUGAUUUUGUUGAUUAAGUUAAACGGUCUAUAGUAGGAUAGAGUACUGGGUACAAGUGGUCCAAAGUAAGAUAAAAGACUCCGGUAAAAAUGCUAGAUCUUAAAAAAGAAACUGGUUUAUGCACUAAACGUUUUGUGCCUUGGUCUAAUAUUCACAUGAUGUCUGUGUAAAAUGACAAAAAGAACAAGUGUUGAAUCACGUUUUAUUUCCUGUCAUUCUGCAUUAUCCCAGAUUGCUAAAUGUGUUCUUUCCAAGAAGUUUGAUUGAAUUACUGUAUACAUUUGCUGUCCUAUGUGACAGUUUUGUCAUUGUUAGAGAUUUCAGUAAUUAAAAUGGGAAACAGAAGCUUUGGUUAUUUUCCUUAUCGAAACUAUGUUCCUUGGGGCCACAAUAUUAUGAUGGUUUUCGUGCUCUUGUACAUUGGAUGUCUUAAGCUGAGUGCAGUUUAGGGGAUCCUUUCUAAUUACAGGAAGGUACUUCUUUCCUUCAACACUGUGAUCUGACCUGUGACAAAUCUGUACUAUACACUAUGUAAAUGGCUAACAAGUCAAUUGCAAACCAACUGAAUGUACAAAUCUUAGUGCUGGUGCUGAAAUCUCUUCAGAAUAGUCAUCAUGAUCUCAAAGUUUGUUUCAAAAUUUGCAAGCAUCAAGUGUCAAUCAAAACUGAAGAUGAAACACUAAUGAAUGUUGAAUUCUCAUGCUUUAGGUGUACUUCCUUAUUAGAGUUUUUGGUUCUCUGCUAUUUUUACCGUACUGUUUCAUUUAAAUUUCCUACAUGCUAACUUCGUUUGUGCGAUUGAAAUAAAAUUGCAGUAUAUACGUGUU